CAGCCACCCCGUCGCCGCAAUCGACGACCCGCCCUCCUCCAUCCGUCUCUUUCCCCACGCGCCGCAGCGAGAGGGCUAGGGUUUCGUCCACCCCCUCCCCCCUCCCAAUCCGAUCCGAUCCGAGCCGAUCGAGGAAGCGAGACCGGCUGAUCCCAUCCGAUGGCGGCGGAGGGUGAGAAGAAGAUGAUCACGCUCAAGUCCUCCGACGGCGAGGAGUUUGAGGUGGAGGAGGCGGUGGCGAUGGAGUCGCAGACCAUCCGCCACAUGAUCGAGGACGACUGCGCCGACAACGGCAUCCCGCUCCCCAACGUCAACUCCAAGAUCCUCUCCAAGGUCAUCGAGUAUUGCAACAAGCACGUCCACGCCGCCGCCGCCGCCUCCAAGGCCGGCUCCGACGACGCGGGCGCAGCCGCCGCCCCGGCCACCAACAGCACCUCCGCCUCCGGUGAGGAUCUCAAGAACUGGGACGCCGACUUUGUCAAGGUUGACCAGGCCACCCUCUUCGACCUCAUCCUGGCUGCAAACUAUCUCAAUAUCAAGGGGCUGCUGGAUCUGACUUGCCAGACUGUUGCUGACAUGAUCAAGGGCAAGACUCCUGAGGAGAUCCGCAAGACCUUCAACAUCAAGAACGACUUCACCCCUGAGGAGGAAGAGGAGAUCCGCAGGGAGAACCAGUGGGCCUUUGAGUAGGGAAGCAUCCAGGCUCUGAUCUCUUGCCUAGAUUUCGUCAUAUCUACUACCUUGCUUUCAUGUGUCUGUAAUUGUUGUAAGUAUUUUGGGCAUGACUAUGGGGUUGAUCAUGGGUAAAACUGAUGAUGUGAUCUCUUGCCGGUACUUCUGAACCAAUUAUCUCUAGCUAAAUAUCGUGACUCUCAAGUGGCUGCUUCCUCCUAAGGGGCUUUAGUUUAA
Messenger RNA from Phragmites australis (common reed), 909 nucleotides. Its product is annotated as SKP1-like protein 1. Bases 160 to 690 code for a protein of 176 amino acids. Gene Ontology annotation, molecular function: cullin family protein binding. The transcript is spliced from 2 exons. Gene Ontology annotation, cellular component: cytoplasm; nucleus. The record is from RefSeq and is a predicted model, not a curated record. Gene Ontology annotation, biological process: SCF-dependent proteasomal ubiquitin-dependent protein catabolic process. NCBI's taxonomy places the organism in Eukaryota, Viridiplantae, Streptophyta, Magnoliopsida, Poales, Poaceae.